This is a messenger RNA of Cylicocyclus nassatus, 1556 nucleotides long. The record is from the annotation of a GenBank genome assembly. NCBI's taxonomy places the organism in Eukaryota, Metazoa, Nematoda, Chromadorea, Rhabditida, Strongylidae.
UCUGAUUUUACUAUGGUUCUGAGAUGUAGUAACCUUUCAUGCCUAUCUCUUUCAGCAAUCAUGUCCGACGACGAGGAGCAACUUUCUGGAGAGGAGGAGGAGCUUGAAGACGAACAGGAAGCACCAGAGGAAGAAGCUGCUGAAGAAGAGAGCAAAGCCGAAGAACCAGAUGAGGCCACUGGACAGGGUGACGCUGAACCUGAGCCAGAAAAGCCAAAAGCUCGAGCUCCUCCAACACAGGGAGAGAAACCACCAGCAGAGAUGACUGAGGCUGAAGCCGCAAUGAUGGCAGCCAAGAAACGUCACGAGGAAGAAGAGGCAGCUAAGCUCCUCAACUACGAGCAGAGAAGACAGCUUGAGAAAGAGCAAAUUGAAGCUGAACUCCGUGAGCUGAAAGAGAAGCAAGAAAGGAGACGCGCCGAGAGAGAAGCCGAGGAGGCCGAGUUUAAUGAGAGGAGAAGACAGGAUGAGGAGCGCCGUCGAAAGGAAGAGGAAGAGCGCAAGAUGAAGGCCGAUGCUGAGAAGGCUCGCAAAAACGAGGAGAAAUCUCGUCGUCAGCAAAUGAUGGCUGGUUCCUUCGCCGGCGGACACUCCGCCGGACCAGGAGAAGGACGCAACUUCAAAGUCAACAAGGGAGAUCAAGCUGACAAGUUUGGAAACUUGGCUCAAGGUAGCAAACCAGUCGCCCAAUCAAAAGAACAGAAAGAAGAGGCGAAGGCUGCCUUUUUGGCUGCUGUAUGCCGUGAAGUCGAUAUUUCUGGCCUGCUUCCAAAUGAUCUGAAAGAAAGAAUAAAGACGCUGCAUGGUCGCAUCACCAAGCUCGAAACUGACAAGUACGAUCUCGAGAAGCGCCUUGAGCGCCAGGAGUACGACAUGAAAGAACUUCAUGAGCGACAGCGCCAGGUCGCAAGAAACAACGCGCUCAAGAAGGGACUUGAACCUGAGGAAGUAGCGUCGACGUUCCUACCUCCAAAAAUAUCCACCGCCUCUAAAUUCGACAGACAGAUCGACAGAAGGUCAUAUGGAGACCGCCGCGGACUGUUCGAGGCCCCGCCUGUCAAGAAGCUCCCGACCAUUGUUCAUGGAACCGCCCGUCCUCCUCCCGAAUGGGGAAGAAAGACAAAUGAGGAACUGGAGCAGAUUAGGAAAAGUCUUGAGCCACCAAAGUACGUUGAACAAGUGAAGGUCGAAGGUGCCCGUCCACCGAUCGCCCCAGUUCCACUGCAGAUACCUGACAAGGACUUUGAAGAAGUACCAGUAGAUGGAGUUGCCCCUGUCAGGGCUGAAGAACAACCGGAGCCUGAGGCCGAGCCCGAACCAGAGCCAGCACCAGAACCAGUCAAGAAGCCAGCUCCACCAGCCAAAGCGGCCAGGGGAGUCAAAGCGUAAUCGCUCCUCUCACUCAAUCCCACGUCCAUUUGUGAAUCUUCUCCAAACUUUGCUUCUUCGCUUAAUCGCGUCGCGAGCAGGCAACGAUUGGGCCAUUGUAAUGAUCUGCAGCUGUUGGAUUUCGUACGCAAUGUCGAGUUGAUACGCAGUUGUAAUAUUACCUCUAC